Messenger RNA from Naegleria lovaniensis, 777 nucleotides. RefSeq lists its product as uncharacterized. Lineage: Eukaryota; Heterolobosea; Eutetramitea; Acrasida; Naegleriidae. The transcript has a single exon. The record is from RefSeq and is a predicted model, not a curated record. The coding region runs from base 1 to 777 and encodes 258 amino acids.
AUGAAUUCACAACCAACGCCACAGAGUAACCUUGAGCAUGUUUCUUCCAGCAGUGACCUGAUGAUCAACGAAUUAUCACAAAUUAAAUCCAUGAUUUCUUCCCUUGAGAAUACUUUAAAACAAUUUGAUGACAAAUUUGAGAAAAGAUUUAAACAUUUAGAAUCACGAAUGGAUGUCAUAGAAAAAGUCGUUAAUAAUAUUAAAAUCGUCGAAGAAGAACAACAAUCGGAAUCACCAAGCUUGUUGAGUUCGAUUUUUUCCAGAUUUUCAUCUCAGCCUCCAAAAUCAAAGAGAAUUGUCUAUCAACAACCAUUCACCACUCGUUCCCAACAACAAAGUUCAAACUCUUCGAAACAGCUCAAGAUUCAUGUGUUCGUGAAUGACAAGGAGUAUGAAAAAACUAUUUCUGAUCUUUUGAAUGCCAUCACCGGUCAUGCGAAACAAUCGUAUGAUUUGAUUCUCGAACACAAAAUUAUCACUCGUAUCGAGGAAGCGGACAAUCGCAUUCUUACACUUUUUGUGAAAUAUUGUGGUACAAGUCGAUUUGAAAGUAAGGACGCUAGACAAAUUGCUGAAAUGAAAAAGCCCAUGCAUUUCUUGUUGUUGCGUUAUGGUGAAACUACAAGCGAUGUUGUACUUUCUGAUUUGUAUUCAAAUUCGAGAGCUUUUGAAUUUCAUGUGAAUAAUCUUGAAGAAAAGAAAGUCCUUAUGGAUGAUCCACGAAAUUUGAAAGCAAUGAACUUGUUAUGCGCCAAAGUGGUUGAGUACGAGAAAUAG